Centruroides sculpturatus (bark scorpion) is the source of this 2876-nucleotide messenger RNA. RefSeq names its product solute carrier family 23 member 1-like. The coding region runs from base 939 to 2771 and encodes 610 amino acids. Gene Ontology annotation, biological process: transmembrane transport. NCBI's taxonomy places the organism in Eukaryota, Metazoa, Arthropoda, Arachnida, Scorpiones, Buthidae. The transcript is spliced from 12 exons. Gene Ontology annotation, molecular function: transmembrane transporter activity. Gene Ontology annotation, cellular component: membrane. The record is from RefSeq and is a predicted model, not a curated record.
UCAUUGCAAUAAAGUUUUUGUUCUCGUGGUUGCGUGAAAACAUCGUUCACUUGUACUGUACAGUACGUGUACAUUGAAUUGUACACCAUGCUUACAAGUUAACCGUAGCCUGAAAAAUAUGCGAUACACUCAAAAUAGACUCAGAUUUUUACAUUAACAUGUAAAAUGAGGCAACAAAUUUUGGAUUAAACUUUAAAGUAUUUAUAAAUAUAUUAAAAAAAAAAAACAAAUGAAUGUGUGCGUGCAAAAUUGUAUUAUUUCUUGGCGUUAGUAUUGUAUUGUUUAUAUAUAUAUAUAUCAAUUGAAAAAGGAUUUCAGUUUAUUCGUCUUAGUUUGAGUAAACAACGGGCUAAAAAUACGGUUCAGGUAUCAAAUUAAAACUUAAUGUGUAGAUGAUGCCGCCGAAGAGAGAUUUGAUCUGCUAACUUUAACCGGAGCAAUUUUGUUGUGUUUUGCAGUUUCAUUAUUGUAAAUACUGAGGUUGAUAAAUGUGCAUUUUAGUUAUUAAGACCACUGUUUUUAUCACCAUCUCCCAACUCAACCAAUCCCCUCCCACUCAAAAGUCCGAGCAACGCUGGGAAUAUGUAGCUAGUACUGUGUUUCAUAUUUUACAAUAGGUGUAUUGAGCAUUUGAAAAAUUACGCAUUAUAUAGUUUAUCAACUCAGACACAUUAACUGACCAUUGAAAUGCCAGAAGACACUGACAAAUUGCAAAGUAAGUCAUGUGAGAUGCUAUUGCUAAAGGACACCAGAAAAUAUAAACCGUAGUUUGUUUAGAAAUUUACAUCGUCGUAUGACUGCAACGAAUUCAACAUAUACGUAACAAUAUGUAUCCGGAGAAUUGAUGCAAGUAUACUAUUGUCGUUUUAUUAUGCACGACACGUAUAGCCUAUGUCAUUCCUUUCGGCCUGAAAUAGAAGCACGUACUGUAUGCUGAUAUGCAAACCAUCCUUAAUUACAAUUUACAUAUACAGUACUGUGAAAUCAACAAUCGUAGACACAACGAAAUGCAGCGAAAUGUUCUAGCAGCAUCGGAAUGCCUCGAAAUAAGUAAGAAAGAAAACGACAAAUCAUCUUCUAAAUCCAAUCUUCAUUAUGGUGUCGAUGAUGUACCUCCUUGGUACAUUAGCAUCAUUUUAGGAAUUCAGCAUUAUUUAACUAUGUUUGGUGGAAUUGUAGCUUAUGCUUAUAUCAUUACUCCAUAUCUAUGUAUAAGGAAGGACGAUCCCGCUCGAGGUUACAUAAUAUCCACAACGUUCUUCGUAUCAGGAAUUGUUACCUUUGUCCAGAGUACAUUUGGGGUCAGAUUGCCGAUUAUUCAAGGAUGUUCUGCGGCCUUCCUGGUUCCGACAAUAACAAUAUUAAAUCUUCCAGAAUGGAAAUGCCCACUUCAUAGUGGUAAUUUAAGUACCGAUUUCACAGAACACGAAUACGAAGAAAUGUGGCAAUCCAGAAUGAGAAUGGUUCAAGGAUCUAUAGCUUGCGCUGCGAUCUUUCAAAUACUUUUAGGACUUACUGGUAUAACAGGAUUCGUAUUGAAAUGGAUUACUCCUUUAGCCAUAACUCCUGUUAUCACAUUGGUAGGCAUUUCUUUGUUUGUAGAGGCUGCUACUUACAUGAGUGGAAAUUGGGCAAUCGGUUUCUUGACCCUUAUUUUGUUGACAUUAUUUUCUCAAUAUUUACGAAAUGCGAAUAUAUCCUGUUGCAUCUACAGUAAAAAUAAUGGGAUUAUAAAAGUCAGCACUCCAAUCUUCGAACUAUUUCCGGUCUUUUUGACUAUAAUCAUAUCUUGGUUAAUCUGUGCAACUUUGACCGCAACCAACGUUUUCUCGAACGGAAAUGCUGCUAGAACAGAUUUGAGAAUAUCCGCGUUGUAUAAUAGUCCUUGGUUCAGAUUUCCAUAUCCAGGUCAAUGGGGAUUACCAACUGUAUCGACAUCAGCUGUGUUGGGAUUUUUAGCGGGUAUGUUCUCAGCAAUCGUGGAAUCAAUCGGAAAUUUCUACGCUUGUGCCAGAAUAUCCGGUGCUCCUACUCCUCCCAUUCAUGCUAUCAAUAGAGGUAUAUUUGUGGAAGGCAUUGGAAGUCUCUUAGCGGGACUUUGGGGAAUAAGUAGUGGAAUGACAACUUAUAGCGAAAAUGUUGGUGCUAUUAGUAUUACAAAAGUAGCCAGCAGACGAGUGGUACAGUAUGGGGCAUUAUUUAUGAUUUUACUUGGUUGUUUAGGCAAAUUUGGUACAUUCUUCAUAACCAUUCCCGAACCUAUUAUCGGUGGAAUCUUCAUCGUUAUGUUUUCUAUGGUUUCAGCCGUCGGGUUGUCUAACCUUCAAUAUGUUAAUCUUAACUCACCUAGGAAUUUAUUUAUUCUGGGUUUGAGUCUGUUCUUAGGAAUCUGCAUUCCUAAAUGGAUAGAAGCUAAUCGUGGAGCUAUAAAUACUGGAGUGCCAAUCCUCGAUCAAAUAUUUACUGUUCUACUCGGAACUGGUUCAUUCGUUGGUGCAGUUUUAGGGUUUUUUCUGGACAAUACUGUACCGGGUUCGGAUGAAGAAAGAGGAAUUACGAAAUGGAAUGAACAAAAGGACGGAACGAACACAUCGGAAAAUAACGACGAUUGUUAUCGAAUGCCAUUCGGUGACAAGUUACAUUGUUCUAUCUUUUCUUUCAUUCCCAUUUGUCCAUCUUACCAAGAAAGGAACAUUUUCCAUAAAUGUAAGAAGGCUGAUGCUGAAAAUGGCAAGAAAAAUGAAUAUGUCAUGGAUGAAAUUCACUUAUAAAUUAUUCGGAAAGUGGAUUAUCACCAAUUUUUUUUCUAUUCGCUAUAAUAAAUUUUAUAUGACAUUGUUAUUCCCGAUACACAAUUUUGUGUACAAAUAUUUAGG